Molecule: messenger RNA, 2539 nt
Organism: Tuber melanosporum (Perigord truffle)
Lineage: Eukaryota; Fungi; Ascomycota; Pezizomycetes; Pezizales; Tuberaceae
Exons: 7
Coding region: 701-2152 (483 amino acids)
Biological process (GO): protein N-linked glycosylation; cell wall mannoprotein biosynthetic process
Cellular component (GO): mannan polymerase complex
Molecular function (GO): alpha-1,6-mannosyltransferase activity
Source: RefSeq, a predicted model, not a curated record
UUUAUUUAUUUCUAUGAAAGGGACUUGGGCAAAAAGGUGAAUGCAUUGCACAGUGUGGCAUAAGCAGGAACCCUUCAGCUUACAACAGCUAAACGGGGGAAGGCGUCUACUCGAGUACUGUACUCGUACUAGGAGCUGACAAGGGGGGAACUCCUGAGAAGGAGAGAGAGUUACAGUACAGUACUUGUACAAGUACUUCAGCUAUCCGGCACCCACCUUUAAGUGACCUCCAACUGGGAGAAGUGAUCCUCACUCUGAUCUUCGCUUCAUCUUUGCAUUUUCCUCCUCCUCCUCCUUCGAGAGAAGAGGUGGUGUUCCCGUCCUCAAGAGAACCUCAUCCUUUUCGUUCGAUUUUCGACUUCGCUUUCGGACACGGUGUCUAAUCUACAGCUAUCCUGACGUCAAUCCUUAUUGGCCCUCCUUCCCUUUCUCUUUGUCUGACGUCCGUAUGGUCUGCGGUUGUCAGGGUUGCUUUUUAUCUUGGAGGUGUUAGGGAGUCCCUGCAAUAAUUUCUCGGCAGGCGAGCUGCACCGAACCACCGAUAUCCCUUUCCCAAGAGCCUCCUCAUAACCUCACUCAAGCAGCUAGAGGUCCCCCCCAAAAAAAAAAUCGUGAAAAUUCCUCCUCCUCCGCUUUCUUUCUCUUCCGGUUCACUCCCUUUCAUUCGUAAUCACCGCCGCAUGCAUUCUCUGUCCCGAUGAUGUCCAGGCACUCUCACUCUUACUCCAACGGCCAUGCCUACGGACCAAGCAAUACAUUCUCUAUUUCACCACAUAGAUUUCAGCCCCGCACACAACCUGCGCUACGAUGGCGACGGAAGAUUCUCUUUAGGAUAUGCUCGAUUUCUGCCGUCGCCGCCGUGAUAUUACUCCUCAUCUUCCCCUCGUUCCGACAGGUCCUCCUCCCGUCGCUGGGCCUGUCAGCGCUUUUGCAAGACGAUCCCUCGAUAUCUACUGUCAAGCACUAUGAUCUCUCCAACGUGCAGGGGACCUCCCGCGGCUGGGAGAAGGAUGAGAGAAUACUCAUGUGUGUGCCACUGCGUGAUGCUGAGGUCCAUCUCCCCAUGUUCUUCUCGCACUUGCGUAAUUUCACGUACCCUCAUCGCCUGAUUGACCUUGCGUUUCUGGUGUCCGACUCGAAGGAUCACACCUUGACGUUACUCAAAGAGCAUCUGGAAAAGGUGCAGGCUGACCCCGAUCCGCUCCAGCCCUUUGGGGAGAUUUCUGUGAUUGAGAAGGAUUUUGGGCAGAAGGUUCAACAAGAUGUUGAGAAUAGGCACGGUUUCGCUGCGCAAGCGGGCCGUAGGAAAACCAUGGCACAGGCCCGGAAUUGGCUCUUGAGUGCUACGUUGAAGCCUUACCAUUCGUGGGUUUAUUGGAGGGAUGCCGAUGACCUGAUGAGACACAACAAAGACGUCAUUGUUCCGAAUGUCUGGCGACCGCUUCCUGACUGGCUUGGAGGCGAACAACCCUAUGAUCUCAAUUCCUGGCAAGAGUCGGAGACCGCCCUUGCGCUUGCUGAGACACUUGAUGAAGAUGCUGUCAUCGUUGAGGGAUAUGCUGAAUACGCCACCUGGAGACCUCAUCUUGCCUAUCUCCGUGAUCCAUAUGGUGAUCCUGAUGUUGAGCUGGAGAUUGAUGGAGUCGGAGGUGUCAGUAUUCUUGCGAAAGCACGUGUGUUCCGAGCCGGCGCCCAUUUCCCUGCAUUCUCCUUCGAGAAGCAUGCCGAGACUGAGGGUUUUGGAAAGAUGGCAAAACGCAUGAGGUUCUCGGUUGUUGGGCUCCCACAUUACACUAUCUGGCAUCUUUAUGAACCUUCAGCAGACGAUCUUAAACACAUGGAACGCAUGGAGGAAGAGAGAAUCGAGAAGGAGGCUAGGGAGAAGGAGGAGACUGAGCGCGCAAAGAGAGUUAGCGAGAGCUGGCAAGAUAAGAAGGGCGAGUGGGAGCAAGAUAAGAGGGAAAUUCAAAACAAGGCCUUAGAAAAGAGCAGGGAGCGAAGGGAGCGAAAGGAGCGCGGAGAGCGGAAAAUUCUCGGAGGGAGUGAGCAAGGACCGCAUGCACAUGCCGGUGAGGAGGAGGCAGAAGUAAAGAAGGGAGAUGGGGAGAGCAAUGCCGAGGCAAACGGCAUUGAUGCUGCGGAUGGUGCAUAGGUGUCAGAAUAUCUUCAUUAGGGCCAGCUUAGAUCGGGUGUCAGUGGGUAUUUUUUGUGUACUGGCGUGAAACGAUGUAUCUUUGGUUUGCUUACCUUUGCUUUUUCCUUGAAAAAAAAAAGAAGGGGGGUCAUUUUCUGCCUUUAUUGUAUCUCAUUGCAAUUGCACCUUUUCCCUUUUUUCCUUUCCCCCCUUUCUUUUCCACUGGACAGAGAGGGGGGGAGGGGUCCAGUGGUCACGGACCAUGGGAUAUCAAAAUAUAUUUCAAAGUACUAGUAGUGUUUAUUUUCCUUUUCUCUUGUUUCCUUUCUUUUCCCUUUGUUUGUUUAUUUAGAUGGUCGGGUUCGGUUGAAAUAAUGGGGUUAUGAAGAAUUUAUAUAAAAAAAA